Messenger RNA from Dromiciops gliroides (monito del monte), 2745 nucleotides. It is a transcript of the gene CTPS2, whose product is annotated as CTP synthase 2. Gene Ontology annotation, biological process: pyrimidine nucleobase biosynthetic process; CTP biosynthetic process. The transcript has 22 exons. Gene Ontology annotation, molecular function: identical protein binding; CTP synthase activity. Gene Ontology annotation, cellular component: cytoophidium; cytoplasm. Bases 584 to 2392 code for a protein of 602 amino acids. The record is from RefSeq and is a predicted model, not a curated record. NCBI's taxonomy places the organism in Eukaryota, Metazoa, Chordata, Mammalia, Microbiotheria, Microbiotheriidae.
AUUAUGUAAGCAUAGUUGAGUAAAGGAAUGCACACAGCGGUCAUCCGUGGAGUUACUUUUUUUUUUUUUUGUAAACCACGAAAGCUUUAUUAAAAACAAGGCACAGCACGGCGGAUUCCUUGGGCUGCCGGAUAAACAAGGGUCAUCACAAAGCGGGCGGGGUGGAAAAGGACCGCGUAGUAGCAAAUCCAGGAGAUCCAAGCGGAGGAACCGGGGGUCUGGGUUAGCCGGGGCUCUGGAUUCGGGGCGCCCUCUCGCGGGGUAACCGCAUCACUACCCCUGCUAACCGUGGCCUCCCGGGCCAGAGCUCAGAGACUGCGCCACAGACAGUGCAAGAGUGAAGCACUACGAAGAGGAGUAGAGGUCCCGAGCCCUGGAACAAGAGUUCAUGCGUGGCCCAGCUGCGGGCCCCGAACUCCGGGACUGUGCGCUCCGAACCCUCCCUCGGGACGGCCUCCUUUGUCUUGGCCCCUUGGUGGUGGCUUCCUCUCCCCCCGCCAGAUCUUCUAGCGCUUGACCUUUCUCCGCAUUUUCCGGCAAGAAUUCCUGAUCUGGGCACUGGCCUCUGGCCAUUGGGUUGCCAAUGAAGUAUAUACUGGUCACUGGCGGGGUCAUCUCCGGUAUUGGAAAAGGGAUCAUUGCGAGCAGCAUUGGUACCAUUCUAAAAUCAUGUGGCCUCCGGGUGACUGCUAUCAAAAUUGAUCCCUAUAUUAACAUUGAUGCUGGAACCUUUUCGCCCUAUGAACAUGGUGAGGUGUUUGUAUUAAAUGAUGGUGGAGAAGUUGAUCUAGACUUGGGAAAUUAUGAAAGGUUCUUGGAUAUUAACCUUUAUAAAGAUAACAAUAUCACUACUGGAAAGAUCUAUCAACAUGUAAUCAAUAAAGAGAGGCAUGGAGAUUACUUGGGGAAAACAGUACAAGUUGUUCCUCAUAUUACCGAUGCUGUUCAGGAAUGGGUGAUGAAUCAGGCCAAAAUUCCUGUGGAUGGUCAUAAAGAAGAACCCCAAAUAUGUGUCAUAGAGCUGGGAGGCACCAUUGGAGACAUCGAAGGCAUGCCAUUUGUUGAAGCGUUCAGACAAUUCCAGUUUAAGGCAAAAAGAGAGAACUUCUGUAAUAUCCAUGUUAGCCUUGUCCCACAGCCCAGUGCUACUGGAGAACAGAAAACUAAACCGACACAAAAUAGUGUUCGGGCAUUGAGAGGCUUAGGAUUGUCUCCUGACCUGAUUGUGUGCAGAAGUUCAAAGCCCAUUGAGAUGGCCGUAAAGGAAAAGAUAUCCAUGUUUUGUCAUGUGGAACCUGAGCAGGUGAUAUUCAUCCAUGAUGUUUCUUCCACUUACCGGGUUCCUGUCCUUUUGGAAGAUCAAGGUAUUGUCAAGUAUUUUAAAGAGAGGUUGGACCUGCCUAUUGAUGACCAUGCAAGUGAUUUGCUUUUCAAAUGGAAAAAUAUGGCUGACAGGUAUGAAAGAUUACAGAAAACGUGCUCCAUAGCCCUGGUUGGCAAAUAUACCAAACUUAGUGACUGCUAUGCAUCAGUAUUUAAAGCCUUAGAACACUCUGCUUUGGCGAUUAAUCAUAAAUUGGAUUUAAUGUAUGUAGAUUCUACUGAUCUAGAGCAGUCUUCUGAGGUUGAGAACCCUGUGAGAUUCCAUGAAGCCUGGCAGAAGCUGUGCAAAGCAGAUGGUAUUCUAGUACCAGGAGGCUUUGGCUAUAGGGGCACAGAGGGAAAACUCCGGGCCAUUUCUUGGGCAAGAACAAAGAAAAUACCUUUCCUUGGAAUUUGUUUAGGGAUGCAGUUGGCAGUGGUGGAAUUUGCCAGGAACUGCCUUGGUUGGAAAGAUGCAGACUCUACCGAAUUUGUACCAAAUACCAGCAUUCCUGUUGUGAUUGAUAUGCCUGAGCAUCACCCUGGAGAAAUGGGAGGAACAAUGAGGCUCGGAAAAAGAACAACAGUUUUCAAAACAGAAGACUCUAUUUUGAGGAAACUCUAUGGGGAUGUUGGUAGUGUAGAAGAACGACACAGACAUCGGUAUGAGGUUAACCCAGAAUUAAUCCAGCAAUUUGAAGAGAAAGGUUUGAAGUUUGUAGGUCGAGAUGUUGAAGGAGAAAGAAUGGAGAUCAUUGAAUUGGCAAAUCAUCCUUAUUUUGUUGCUGUCCAGUUCCAUCCUGAAUUUUCUUCUAGGCCAAUGAAACCUUCUCCUCCAUACCUGGGUCUAUUGCUUGCAGCAACUGGUACACUCAGUGCCUAUCUGCAACAAGGCUGCAAACUGUCCCCAAGGGGCACAUUCAGAAAGAAGCAUGGCCACAUUUCUACUUCUCUAGUUAGUGACAGCUACAGUGAUCUUAGCGAUGAUAGCCUUCCAGAAAGGAAGAAUUCUGAAAUGGAAGCAAAUUGAAACUCCUUUGUGAUUCCUCAUAACAGAAGGGACCCAAGCAGCCUACAGAUCUUUUGAAAUCAAUUGAAGGAGCUGCUGGGAUGAAACAGACACAACAUACAAACCUUUUACUACUCCUUUUCCCACCAGUAAAAUCCUUUCACUGCUUUUAACAAAUAGAUUUAAGAUUUAAAGCUAUAGUAGUAAUCUAAUUCUAGUUACAAACUUCUAAUUAAAAAAAAAGGAAGAAAAAAAGAAAAAGAGGAUUUUUCCCCCCUUCUCUUACAAAGGCAGUUGUUGGGUCCAAUUGCCUUAUCUGAGGGAAAAUAAAAUUCCUUCAUGCAAAUGUGUUGGGCUUUAUUUAUUUAUUUAUU